Molecule: messenger RNA, 2284 nt
Organism: Apis dorsata (giant honeybee)
Lineage: Eukaryota; Metazoa; Arthropoda; Insecta; Hymenoptera; Apidae
Gene: Vps52
Product: vacuolar protein sorting-associated protein 52 homolog
Exons: 9
Coding region: 229-2232 (667 amino acids)
Biological process (GO): lysosomal transport; Golgi to vacuole transport; endocytic recycling
Cellular component (GO): GARP complex
Molecular function (GO): syntaxin binding
Source: RefSeq, a predicted model, not a curated record
UCUAUAUUUUAUCUAUGGUUUUAUUCUGGAUUCUGAUGAAUCUGAUGAAGAUUAUCUGACUAUCUGAUUGUUUGUGAUAGUUUAAGAAUAGAAAAGAUUUGAAUAGCAUAUUGACUAAUUUGGUUCAUUAUUUAUCAACAUAUGUAAAAUUAAAUAAAUUACAUAUGUAUAUAUAUAUAUAUAUAUAUAUAUAUAAAUUGAUGAAAAAAUAAAGGAAAAAUUUAUAAAAUGUCUGGUGAAAUCGAUAUUUUUGAUGAUAAUGAGUCGCAAUUACCACAAGAUCUUAGAGAUGAUGUUGUUCAAGAAGUUUUGAAAACUGGUACAGAUUUACGUCAAUAUUCUAGGCAGAUUGAAAAAGAAUUAAAGGAAGUUGAAAAUAAAUCUAUUCAAGAUUAUAUAAAAGAAAGUGAAAAUAUAGCGAGUUUACAUAAUCAAAUUGCUGCAUGUGAUAAUAUUUUAGAGAAAAUGGAAUCCAUGUUGAUGAGUUUUCAAUCAGACUUAGGAAGUAUUAGUUCAGAAAUACUUUAUUUACAACGUAAAUCUGUAGCAAUGAGUCAACAAUUGUCUAAUAGACAAAUAAUUAGAGGACCUCUUAGUCAAUUUAUUGAAGAUAUGACAGUGUCAGAAGCUCUUAUUGCAGGAAUUAUGGACUCUCCAGUAACUGAAAAAGAAUUUUUAACACAACUGCAAACAUUAAAUCAUAAAAUAAAUUUUGUAAAGGAACAAAGUUUUAAAGAAGCAAAAUCAUGUUUAGAUGUAAAAGAUAUAUUAGAGAAACUGAAAGUGAAAGCAUUAGCAAAAAUUAGAACAUAUCUUUUAGAACAAAUUUAUAAAUUUAGAAAACCAAUGACAAAUUAUCAAGUACCACAAAAUAACAUGUUAAAGUAUAAAUUUUUUUUUGAGUUUAUUUUGGCAAAUGAAAGAAAUGUAGCAGAAGAAAUUUGUGGAGAAUAUAUUAGCACAAUGAGUAAAAUAUAUUAUUCGUAUUUUAAGUCAUAUUCUUCAAGACUAAUGAAAUUACAGUUUGAAGAAGGAGCUACUAAAGAUGAUCUCAUGGGAGUUGAAGAUACUGCUGGGAGAAGUAUUUUUCAUAAAACCAUAUUAAAGCAUAGAGGUACGGUAUUUUCUAUAGGUAAUAGAGGAGAUGUAUUAACUUCUCAAUUGGAAGCACCCAUUAUAGUACCUCAUACUGCAUUUAAAAUAAGGUAUCAUUAUGAAGCCUUGUUCAGAAGUGAACAAUAUGCUCUUGUAGAUAAUGCUUGUAGAGAAUAUUUAUUUUUAACUGAAUUCUUCAAAGUACGUGGUGUACAGGCAAUGGAUAUUUUCAACCAGGUAAUGGGAAAAACAUUAAAUCUAAUGGUGAAAAAUUUACAAUCUUUUGUGGAAGAUUGCUAUGAUACUAUUGCUUUAUUCCUUUGCUUACAUUUAGUAAUGCGAUAUCGAUUGACUUGCCAUAAAAGAGCAGUACCUGCUUUAGAUAAAUAUUGGGAUAAUAUGACAUCAGUAAUCUGGCCUAGAUUUGAAUAUGUUUUUCAAUUGAAUAUUCAAAGUAUAAAACAUUGUGAUCCAUUAAAACUUACUCAAGAAACAGGACCACAUUAUAUUACAAGAAGAUAUGCGGAAUUUAGUGCUGCAAUGGUUAGUGUAGUUGAAGGAUUUCCUUGUGAAGGAGCUACACAAUUAUUAGCAGAAUUAAGAGAAGCUGUACAAUGUUUCCUAUUAAGAAUGGCUGCUACAUUUUCUAGUAGAAUUCAACAAUUAGUUUUCCUCAUCAAUAAUUAUGAUUUAGUUCUUGGUGUAUUAAUGGAAAGAACACGAGAUAAUUCAAAAGAAGCAGAAAGUUUUCGUGAUCAAUUAAAUGCACGAUCUUCAGAGUAUGUAGAAGAAAUUUUAAGUCCACAUUUUGGAGGUAUAAUACAGUUUGUCAAAGAAUCUGAAGUUAUGAUCGAGAAGGGUCAAACUGAUGAAUCAAAAAGACAAGAAGGAAAAGCAUUAGCUCUUGUGCAAUCUUUUACGAAUAAUUGGAAACGGGCAUUAGAAGAAAUUAAUCAUGAAGUAUUGAAAUCUUUUCCUAGUUUAGUGCUUGGUACAGCACUUGUACAACGUACAAUGACACAGCUAGUGCAAUAUUAUCAUAGGUUUCAUAAAAUUUUACCACCAAAUGCUCGAACACAAUUAACUAACUUUCAUCAUAUAAUGGUAGAAAUGAAAAAAUAUAAAGCAAACUAUUAAAAAAAAAAGAAUUUUAUUUCUAUUUAAAUUAUAUUAAAAAUAAAAUACAGAA